Messenger RNA from Gambusia affinis (western mosquitofish), 2999 nucleotides. RefSeq names its product malic enzyme 1, NADP(+)-dependent, cytosolic (gene me1). NCBI's taxonomy places the organism in Eukaryota, Metazoa, Chordata, Actinopteri, Cyprinodontiformes, Poeciliidae. The coding region runs from base 149 to 1915 and encodes 588 amino acids. The record is from RefSeq and is a predicted model, not a curated record. Gene Ontology annotation, biological process: pyruvate metabolic process; malate metabolic process. The transcript has 14 exons. Gene Ontology annotation, molecular function: malate dehydrogenase (decarboxylating) (NAD+) activity; malate dehydrogenase (decarboxylating) (NADP+) activity; NAD binding. Gene Ontology annotation, cellular component: mitochondrion.
GAAACAGCUCCACUGAUAAGAGACUCCUGCUCUUCUUAAACCCCCCUGGGGCGGACGUGCGACCAGAGCUACGCUGCUGGACCUGCGCAUCCACUUGUUGAGUUCACAACGGUUCAACCAGAGCGGCUCUAUUUAAAGAGGCAACAACAUGGCACGCGGGCUUGUCAGACGAGAGUCAGUGGAAACGGAGAUGCACAAAUCCGAAGACAAGGGGAAGACGUUCGUUUACACCAAGAGGAAGGGCUACGAUGUCACCAGAAACCCCCACCUCAACAAGGAAAUGGCUUUUUCCCUGGAGGAGCGUCUCCAGCUGGGGAUCCACGGCCUGGUGCCGCCCUGCUUCGUCAGCCAGGAAGUCCAGCUGCUCAGAGUCCUCAAAAACUACGACAUGAAAAGGGACGACCUGGACAGGUACGUGUUCCUGAUCGGGCUCAUGGACCGGAACGAGAAGCUCUUCUACCGACUCAUAACAUCGGAUGUGGAGAGGUUCAUGCCCAUUAUUUACACUCCCACUGUGGGUCUGGCCUGCCAGCAGUAUGGCCUCAUCUUUAGAAGACCAAGGGGGCUUUUCAUCACUGUUCACGACCGAGGGCACAUUGCUUCAAUUCUCCAGAACUGGCCAGAAAAGGACAUAAAGGCUGUUUGUGUGACGGAUGGAGAGAGGAUCCUAGGACUGGGAGAUCUGGGUUGCCAUGGCAUGGGCAUCCCAGUGGGGAAGCUGGCCCUCUACACGGCCUGUGGGGGAAUGCCUCCCCAGCAGUGCCUGCCCGUCAUGCUGGAUGUCGGCACAGACAACGAGGCACUACUGAAGGACCCCCUCUACAUCGGGCUGAGGCAUAAGAGAGUCCGAGGCCAGGCCUACGAUGACCUGAUUGAUGAAUUUAUGAAAGCUGUUUCGGACAGGUAUGGCAUGGACUGUCUGAUUCAGUUUGAGGACUUUGCAAACAUCAACGCUUUUCGACUGCUGAGCAAGUACCGCAACAAAUACUGCACAUUCAACGACGACAUCCAAGGCACAGCAGCUGUAGCAGUAGCGGGACUCCUCGCCGCCCUCCGCAUCACCAAAAGCAAAAUGAGCAACCACACCAUUUUGUUCCAAGGGGCAGGAGAGGCAGCGAUGGGAAUUGCCGAGCUCAUCUCCAUGGCUAUGGAGAAGGAGGGACUCGGCAAAGAAGAAAGCUUGAAAAAAAUCUGGAUGGUUGACUCAAAGGGACUCAUCGUCAAGGGCCGGGACAACCUGACCCAUGAGAAGGUGCGAUUCGCCCACGAGCAUCCUCCGAUGAGAAACCUGGAGGAUGUGGUCAGGGACCUGAAACCCACAGCUAUCAUUGGUGUUGCCGCUGUUGCCGGAGCUUUCUCUGAGCGGAUCAUCAGGGACAUGGCUUCCUUCAAUGAACGACCAAUCAUCUUCGCCCUCAGCAAUCCAACAAGCAAAGCCGAGUGUACUGCUGAGCAAUGCUACACAUUCACAGAGGGGCGUGGCAUCUUCGCCAGCGGCAGUCCGUUUGACGCCGUCACCCUGCCUGAUGGGAGGACAUUCUAUCCCGGUCAGGGCAACAACGCCUACAUCUUCCCGGGCGUGGGCCGGGGCGUCACCGCGUGUGCCUUUCGACAUAUCACUGAGGAUGUCUUCCUGACUGCUGCAGAGGUGCUUGCUGACCAGGUGACUGACAAGGAUCUCGCCGAGGGAAGACUCUAUCCUCCUCUCAGCUCCAUCAGGGAGGUUUCUCUUAAACUGGCUGCUAAGAUCAUGGAUUACGCCUACCACCACAAAAUGGCCACUCUUCGCCCCGAGCCGUCCGACAAAGAAGCGCACAUUCGCUCGAUCUGCUAUAGCACCGACUACGACGACUUCGCUAUUGACUCGUACCAGUGGCCAGAGGACUGCAUAGCUGUGCAGUCGUGCAAACUUUGAUGUUCUGAACACAGAAACCAAAACACAAUAACAAAUAAAAGCCCUUAAAAGGGAUUAUUACCACUGACGUGCAAUGUUAUCCAAGGAUCGAGAGUUGGGGUGUAAAAGAUGUAUGUAGAUAUGGUAAGCCGUUUUAACAUGAAUUCGGUUUUACAUUCCAGAUAUCUCAAAUUCUUUUAUGACUAGACGUUUUUGGUGAUUUAAGAUAUCUCUAAUUAUAUUUUGACUGGACAAAAUAGCUAUUUGAGAUCUCUAAUUACAUUCUGACCAGUCAAAAUGACGUCAGAUUUUUGACUUGUAUGGAGACUUCAGUUUAAGAUAUCUGCAAUGAAUUGCUGACUAUCUGAAAUACACAUUUCAGAUAGUCGGCAAUUACAUCAUGACUAGUCAAAAAGUAAAUUCAAGAUGUCUCAAUUUUAAAUUUGACUAGUCACAAUUCUAAUCAAAGAUAUCUCUGAGUCCAUAAUUCAAGAUUUCUUAAAUGUAUUUUGGAUAGGAGAAAUGUAGUUUUGACUAGUGAAAAUUAAAUUAUAGAUAUCUUAAAAGCAAAUAAUGACUAGAAAAAACUAAAUUAAAGAUAUCUUGAAUUGUAAUUGUGACUGGUCAAAAUUACAAUUCAACCUUUCAGUGACGAAUCGGUGAUGUCAUUUGAGAUAUCUUGAAAGAAAUUUUGACUCGUCAAAAUUUCUUUCAAGAUAUCUCGAAUCAUUAUUCUUACUAGUCAGAAUGUAAAUACAGAUAUCUUAAAUUACCAUUCUGGAUGGUCAAAAUGCAUUUUUAGAUAUCUAGAAUGUAAUUACAGUCAGACGAUACCGAAUUUAUGUUAAAACGGCUUGCCAUAGUUUUGCAUAGCCUUCCUUUUGAUUAUAUUAAUGUACUUUAAAUUAACCAAAGACAACUUGAGCAUUAUUGGUUUGCACUAUAAAAUAUUACACCAGUUGCUGUCACCCCUUUGUUUUACGUAGAGGGGGGUGUUAUUUUAUGGUUUAGCUUUUUAAUUGUACUGUAAUAGUGAUUUUGUGACUCUGUGGUCUAAAAUCCAGACACUUUGCCAAAUAAAAUUUAAAAAAAGUUUUUGAUUAAA